AUGCCUUCCAACUCUCCUUCACGUUCUGUCCUAACGGCCGCCCUCGGCUUGUUCUCCCUGUUCUCAUCGACACUCGCCGCCCCUACCUGCGGGCUGGUCCCACCCAAGUCGUCUUCUGGGCUCGCCGUCCAGCCAACAGCUGGCUCGUCCAGCGGUGGCAACACCGGUGCCGGAAAUGCGACUAGCGGCGACGUCGUAGCCACCGGCUGGUACCCCGGCUGGCUCGGCGACGAGAUGCCACCUAGCCAGGUUCCCUGGCAGAUGUAUAGUUCGUUGACCUUUGCAUUCGCGCUCACAACACCUGAUGUGAACAACCUUGCCCUCGAUACGCAGAGCGCUGCGCUACUACCAGAGUUCGUGAAGGAGGCACAUGAUCAUGGAGUCGACGCAUUGCUAUCCGUUGGCGGCUGGACUGGGUCAAUAUACUUCUCAUCUGCUGUCGGAAACGCAGCAAACCGCACUGCAUUCGUCAAGACUGUCGUAAACAUGGCCAAGCAGUACGGUCUCGAUGGAAUUGAUUUCGACUGGGAAUAUCCAGGCCGGCAAGGCAUCGGUUGUAACGAAAUCUCCGACUCCGAUUCUUCCAACUUCCUCUCUUUCCUUCAAGAGCUUCGCAAAGACCCUGAUGGGUCGCAGCUCCUCAUAACGGCUGCUGUCGGCCUCUCGCCUUUCGCUGGCCCUGGCGGGACGCCGAUGAGCGACGUCUCGGAAUUCGCUUCUGUCCUUGACCACAUUGCUGUCAUGAACUACGAUGUCUGGGGCUCAUGGUCGACCGGAGCCGGCCCGAAUGCGCCUCUUGACGAUUCGUGUGCACCUACCCCGGCCGGAUCGGCGACUUCGGCCGUUAAGGCUUGGACAGCUGCUGGUUUCCCUGCUUCCAAGAUUGCGCUGGGAAUUGCUGCUUACGGACAUAGCUUCCAUGUCGACACCAGCUCCGCCUUCGACGGCACGGGAGCACUGGCCCUUUACCCACCGUUCAACAAGGCUGAGCAGCCUCUCGGGGACAGCGAUAUUCCUGGAGCACCUCCGAGCACCGACCAGUGCGGAAACACCGUAGGUGCUGGAGGCACGUUCAACUUUAAGGGUAUGAUCGAGGCGGGCUUCUUGGACGCGGACGGCAAUGCGGCCAACGGAAUUGACUAUCGGUUCGAUAAUUGCAGUCAGACUCCGUUCGUCUAUAAGCCCAGCGCCCAGACGCUGAUCUCUUACGAUGACAAGACAAGUUUUGCCGCGAAAGGGAAGUUCAUCGAUGCAAACGGACUGGCUGGCUUCGCCGUCUGGCACGUAGUCGGGGAUUCGAACAACAUUCUUUUGUCAUCCAUCAGCGACGCGAUGCAAAUUGUUCAAGUAUGUUCUUGA
Messenger RNA from Cyclocybe aegerita, 1359 nucleotides. The record is from the annotation of a GenBank genome assembly. NCBI's taxonomy places the organism in Eukaryota, Fungi, Basidiomycota, Agaricomycetes, Agaricales, Hemipholiotaceae.